CAUCUCUCUCUCCCAGCUCCUUUCCUCUCCGAAGCUGGCCCUUGAGACUUCACCUCCACCUGCCGUUUGCAGCCUCUCCUCCUGGAUGCUCCUGGACUCCAGGGUCUAGCGGGUGCUUCCCACGAGGGUUCUUGAGGAAAGUGAGUGACAUGAAACUCCAAGGAGUGAAGUGAGAAGUCCACAGGGACCCCUAGCCAUGGCCGGCCUGCGGUACGGCCGCCCCAACUGCAUCAGGGCAGCGUUUGGUGCCCUCAGCGCCAGGGCCGGCUUCCGGAAGAGGCAGAGAAACAUGCUCCAUCGCCUCAAGUUUUUAGAUCCUUAUGGUGACUCAGAAGACACCCCCGGUCACUCCUCCUAUAGCUUCAAAGACUGUUUUCUGGGCAGUGUGCACUGUAACGUGCCUUCGCAUACACCGAAGUCCAGGAGUCCAGAAGAAGUGAACUUAGAAGACCCUCUCUCCUUGAAAAUUCCAGACCUCGUCAAGAAAGCUGCCGGCUGGGCCCCCGCAUCCCUGGGGGCCAACGAUGUGGACAUGCAGCCUGUGGAGGCCAGCGGUGCUGAGGCGCGAGGGUGGGCAGCCAGGCUUCCCGGGGCUCCAGAGGACACGAGAAUGACCGGGGAAGUCGGGGGGUCCAAGGCAGCCAGCCCCCUGCUCCCUGCCGCGGGGGCCCCCCAGACGGGCAGACACACUCAGGGCAGAGCCAGAGUGUCACAGCAGGUGCCCAGGCCGCCACCCAGACUGGGGAGUGAGAGGGACAAGGGGCCCCGGCUCUCACUGUCCAAGAGGAAACUGGAACUGUUACUGCCAGAGCCUGAGAAAAGCAAGAGGAAGAGGCAGUAUGUGGCCUAGGCCGGGGUAAGCAGUCAGCCCAGGAAGGGGUGCUGG
Equus quagga is the source of this 886-nucleotide messenger RNA. RefSeq lists its product as uncharacterized. NCBI's taxonomy places the organism in Eukaryota, Metazoa, Chordata, Mammalia, Perissodactyla, Equidae. The coding region runs from base 197 to 850 and encodes 217 amino acids. The record is from RefSeq and is a predicted model, not a curated record. The transcript has 4 exons.